GCCGGAAGUGGGGUGCGGGUGUGCGCCGCGCGCUGUCAGGGCUCUGGACCGGCUCGAGCUGGCACGUGGGGCGCCGGGCUCCGCGGACUCCCGCGUCCGGAGGGCACCAUGGACGACCAGGAGCUAAUUGAAUACUUCAAGUCUCAGAUGAAGGAGGACCCCGACGUGGCCUCAGCCGUGGCGGCCAUCCGCACCUUGCUGGAGUUCCUCAAGAGAGACAGAGGGGAGACGAUCCAGGGUCUGAGGGCCAACCUCACGAGCGCCAUAGAGACCCUGUGUGGCGUGGACUCGUCGGUGGCCGUGUCCUCCGGCGGGGAGCUCUUCCUUCGCUUCAUCAGCCUCACCUCCCUGGAGUACUCUGAUUACUCCAAGUGUAAGAAGAUCAUGAUUGAGCGGGGGGAGCUCUUCCUCAGGAGAAUAUCACUGUCGCGGAGCAAGAUCGCAGAGCUGUGCCACACCUUCAUCAAGGACGGGGCGCGAAUCCUGACCCAUGCCUACUCCAGGGUGGUGCUGCGGGUCCUGGAGGCAGCCGUGGCAGCCAAGAAGCGCUUCAGUGUCUACAUCACAGAGUCACAGCCGGACCUAUCGGGUAAGAAAAUGGCCAAAGCCCUGUGCCACCUCAACGUCCCUGUCACCGUGGUGCUGGACGCUGCUGUUGGCUAUAUCAUGGAGAAGGUGGAUCUUGUCAUCGUUGGUGCUGAAGGAGUGGUUGAAAACGGAGGGAUCAUCAACAAGAUUGGAACCAAUCAGAUGGCUGUGUGCGCCAAGUCACAGAACAAGCCAUGUUAUGUGGUUGCAGAAAGUUUCAAGUUUGUGCGGCUCUUUCCCCUCAACCAGCAGGACGUCCCGGACCAGUUUAAGUAUAAGGCCGACACGCUGCUCAAGUCCAUGGAGACGGGACGUGACCUCCGAGAGGAGCACCCAUGGGUGGACUACACGCCGCCUGCCCUCAUCACACUGCUGUUCACGGACCUGGGCGUGCUGACGCCAUCAGCUGUCAGCGACGAGCUCAUCAAGCUGUACCUCUGACCUCCAUCCUGCCAACACUGCGUGGCCAUGGCGGCCCUGGACCUGCGUGAGCCAGCUGAAACGGAAUUGUUUCUUAAUGAAGAUGUGUGUACUAAAACUUUAAAGUUAAA
Molecule: messenger RNA, 1139 nt
Organism: Ochotona curzoniae (black-lipped pika)
Lineage: Eukaryota; Metazoa; Chordata; Mammalia; Lagomorpha; Ochotonidae
Gene: EIF2B1
Product: eukaryotic translation initiation factor 2B subunit alpha
Exons: 9
Coding region: 109-1029 (306 amino acids)
Biological process (GO): translational initiation
Cellular component (GO): eukaryotic translation initiation factor 2B complex
Molecular function (GO): guanyl-nucleotide exchange factor activity; translation initiation factor activity
Source: RefSeq, a predicted model, not a curated record